AUAAAAAUACAGCCCUAUUUAUACAGCAUAUAGGCCUAGCGGCGCUUCACACGGAAUACUCUGUAAUUGGGGAUGAUUGGUUUAGUUUCUAGUUUCGCCGUGUCAAUAAUAAAACAUUAAAAUGUCACUCAGACGUCGCGGCUCAACCUGAGCUCCGAUCGAGGCUGAGCGCGCGGUCCAAGGGUCCGAGCGUACAGGGGCGGGGCCUCGCUCUGUUCCGAGCCAAUCCGCGAUCCCAUAACUAUUAAAAACGCCAAACAUUCCAGUGACUUUCAUCCGCCGAACGUGAGAAAAGCUUUUCCUUAGCGUACGCCUUAAAUAAACAAACACAUAUUUACGUUUUACAUUUUCAAAGGCGUUUUAUUCCAGAUCCUACACUACCUGUGCUGACCAUUGAUUGGUCCACCGAGGACAGAGGCUCCGCCCCCCAGGCGCCCAGACCCUGGGAUCCGUCCAUUCAUUAGGGGUUGUGCCGCCGGCGGUGUCCCCCCCCCUCCCCUCCUCUCCCCUCCAGGUCGGAGCGAGACGCGGGGAGAGGACUCAGUCGCUCCGAGCCUCACAAUGCUGAGCGCCGUGAAAAUGGAAGGCCACGAACACGCAGACUGGAGCGGAUACUACGGGGACGCCGAGAGCUACUCCUCAUUCGGGAGCCUCACCGCGGGGGGCCUCGGGAUGACCACCAUGGGGGGGUACAUGAGCGCCCCCCCCGGCAUGUCCGGCCUCCCGGGCGGGGGCGGCAUGGCCGGCAGCCCGGUCAACGUGUCCUACAUGAACCCUGGCGGGGGGGUCAGCCACCACCACCACGCCGUGCCCGGGAUGUCCCCGGGCACCGGGGCAAUGCACGCGAUGGGCGCCGCCGCGGGGGGGAUGAUGUCCGCGGGAGGGGGCAGCACGAGCCCCCUGGGCGCGCAGUCCGCGUCCAUGAACGCACUGACGCCCUACGGCGGCGUGUCCGUGAUGAGCCCGGUGUACGGUGGCCACCAGGCCAACCUUGGCCGCGCGCGCGAGCCACCGAAAUCCUACCGGCGGAGCUACACGCACGCGAAGCCCCCGUACUCGUACAUCUCGCUGAUCACGAUGGCCCUGCAGCAGUCCGGCUCCAAGAUGCUGACCCUGAACGAGAUCUACCAGUGGAUCAUGGACCUGUUCCCGUUCUACCGGCAGAACCAGCAGCGCUGGCAGAACUCCAUCCGCCACUCGCUUUCCUUCAACGACUGCUUCAUCAAGGUCCCGCGCUCCUCCGACAAGCCCGGAAAGGGCUCGUUCUGGGCGCUGCACCCCGACUCGGGAAACAUGUUCGAGAACGGCUGCUACCUCCGGCGGCAGAAGCGCUUCAAGUGCGAGAUCAAGGUGUGCAAGGAGCCCGCCGCGGGGGGGAAGCCCUCGUGCGAGGCGGGCGCGGUGGCCAGCUGCACGGACAGCCGCGGCGCGGGGACCGAGUCGCCGCACGUGCACGCGUCCCCGGUGAAGGAGACCAAGCGCGCCGCUGCGGCGGCGGCCAGCGAGUCCAAACCGCUGCGGGCGCACGAGGUGUCCACCACCAGCCCCGCGCGCCUUCCGUCUCCCGCGCUCCAGACGCACCAGCUCUUCGCCCAUCAUCAACAUCAUCAUCCCAAUCACCCGCACUCGGUGCUCGUGCACGACGCGCACACCGCGGGACAGCUGAAACCUGAGCACCACCAGCUCCAUCACCACUACUCCUUCAACCACCCGUUCUCCAUCAACAACCUCAUGUCGGAGCAGCAGAGCCACCAGCAGCACAGGAUGGACCUGCGGACGUACGACCAGGUCAUGGGCUACGGGUACGGGUCCACCGCCGGCUCAGGGGCCCUCUGCAUGGGGCCCAUGGCCGCCAAGGCCUCGUUCGAUGGCUCCACGCCCGCCGACACCUCCUACUACCAGGGGGUGUACUCCCGGCCGGUCAUGAACUCCACGUGAGAGGCCUGGACCCGGGGCUGUACCCGGGACUAUACUGGGGGGCUGUCGGAGCGGCCUGGACGCGGGACUACUGGGGGGCUGUCGGAGCGGCCUAGACCCCGGACUGGGGGGCUGUCGGAGCGGACUGGACCCGGGACUGUAUACGGGACUAUUUGUAUAAAUGAGCGCUUGGUUCGUUGGUUGGCUGAGGUCUGUGGAGGGUCCCACAGACGUCCGGAGGGUCUGUGGGAGCAGCUCCGUGAUGCUCUUUUCUAAGGAUGCGACGUAAAUAAACGAACAAUGCCAUCCGUAUUUGUCUAGAAAAAAAUCUUUAUAUUAAAAUAUAAUCUGAA
This is a messenger RNA of Gadus macrocephalus (Pacific cod), 2270 nucleotides long. RefSeq names its product forkhead box protein A2-like. Gene Ontology annotation, molecular function: RNA polymerase II cis-regulatory region sequence-specific DNA binding; protein domain specific binding; transcription factor binding. Gene Ontology annotation, biological process: cell differentiation; anatomical structure morphogenesis; regulation of transcription by RNA polymerase II. The record is from RefSeq and is a predicted model, not a curated record. The transcript has 2 exons. NCBI's taxonomy places the organism in Eukaryota, Metazoa, Chordata, Actinopteri, Gadiformes, Gadidae. The coding region runs from base 562 to 1938 and encodes 458 amino acids.